Molecule: messenger RNA, 7217 nt
Organism: Seriola aureovittata
Lineage: Eukaryota; Metazoa; Chordata; Actinopteri; Carangiformes; Carangidae
Gene: rpgra
Product: retinitis pigmentosa GTPase regulator a
Exons: 13
Coding region: 1-5799 (1932 amino acids)
Source: RefSeq, a predicted model, not a curated record
AUGACGGGUCAGACCGAUGUGGAUAUACCUGAAACAGGAGCCCUCUUCACAUUUGGAAAGAGCAGCUUUGCAAACAACGUGCCCAGUAUAUUCUGGGUGAAGAAUGACCAUCCAGUGCAUAUAUCCUGUGGCUCUGAGCAUACUGCUGUUAUCACAGGAAAUGGGAGGCUGCUCAUGUUUGGUGCUAAUACCUGGGGCCAACUCGGGCUGGGAUUCAAGCCAGCUGCCAGUAAACCUGCCUCUGUGAAAGCCUUAAAGUCCGAGAAGGUGAAGCUUGUAGCUUGUGGGAGAGAUCACACAAUUGUCUGCACAUGGCAAGGUAGUGUGUAUGGUGCUGGCAGAAACCAGGAGGGGCAGCUUGGUUUGGGCCACUGCAACAACACUACAUCCUUUCACCUGCUGCAUCCCUUCUGUGACCAUGCACCAAUCAGCAUGCUUUCUGCAGGGUGCAACACCUCCGCUGCCUUAACAGAGGAUGGGAGGCUGUUCAUGUGGGGAGACAACUCUGUGGGUCAGAUUGGUUUAGGGGACGAGGGAUUUGCAGCAGAACCCAGAGAGGUGAAUGUUGGAGAAGCGGUGAUAUGGGUCUCCUGUGGGUACCACCACUCAGCAUUUGUUACAGUGGAUGGAGAUCUCUACACGUUUGGUGAGAGUGCAAAUGGUCGGCUUGGUCUCCAGGCAGAGCAGUUUGCCAACCACAGAGUCCCUCAGCGGGUGCAAGGGAUUCUGGGUCGUGUCACCCAGGUGUCCUGUGGAGGGGAGCACACUGUGGCACUUACAGAGGAGAACGUGUACACAUUUGGCAGGGGUCAGUACGGUCAGCUGGGCCAUGGGACAUUUCUGUUUGAAGUUGAUUUGCCAAAACCGCUGGAGCACUUUUCUAACAGCAGCAUCAGAAACAUCAUCUGUGGAGAAAACCACACUGUUGUGAUCACAAACAGUGGGCUGCUCUACACGUUUGGUGAUGGUCGUCAUGGGAAACUGGGGUUAGGGGAGGAGAACUUCAUCAACCAGUUCAGCCCAACACUAAACACACGGUUUCUCAAGUACAAAGUUCAGUUAGUGUCCUGUGGAAGUAACCACAUGCUGGUCCUGGCUGAACCUAGACCACCAGAGAGCCCAGACGUGGUGCCAGAGAAGGAUAUCACAAUCAGUGACAACUUUUUGGAGUCAAGCCACACAGAAAUUCUCAACCUGUUCGACAGGUUGAUUGAUCCAACUGCACUUGUCCCACUCUCCGCCCUCGCUGCUCGAGCCCGGCACAGAGAAAAAGAAAGCUCUGUGGAGCUGUUUGGGGAGACGUUUCAGAACCUCCCACGUCUAAAUUCUGGCUUCCUCAACACCUCCUGGCAAAUGUCUAGAAAUAUCCUAACCCCCGAAACACUUUCAAAGGACAUUACUACCCCUUCAUCAUCUCCCAAACCCCUAUCAGAGAUAACACCAAGCCCACCGUUCUUGCCCAGAUCUCUGUGCAAAUCCCCUCAGAGUCCAUUUUUGUCCUCAAAGCCAUCGAGCCCACAUUCUCAAUCAUCAAACAAGUUUCAGAACAAAGCCUCCAGCUUUACCUCCUCUAAGUCUCAAUCCAAAGAGUUGCCCUCUUCUUUACUAUCGCCAAAAUCUAAAACUAAACGUAACGCAAACAUCCCAGUCUCCCCAAAAAAGACUGCGAAAAAUAGAUUACAACAUGUGGCAACUGCUGAAAAGGCCUUAAUUGAAAGAUUGUCAUCUCCUGUACCACCUAAAGAGCCCUGUAGCCCCACUAGACCCCCCACUUACUUUCCCAGUGAACAUCUCAGAGAGAACGAGCAUCCUGCCUCCGCAAAAACAGAGGGAGAAACUGUGCAGAGGCAGAUGAUCACCCAAGAUGUGGAGGAGAACAAAGUCGACUCUGACUUUUUGCCAAAUAAGGAACAGAAAAAGGGCCGAGCUCUUAGAAGAGCUAAAGAAGAGGCCAAGGCAUUUGCCGAACAGCUCCAGUCUAACGGGAAGACAGACCAGAAUUCUCACAAGGCCUUACCCACAGAGUUCCUGAAAGGGUCCAGGUCCUCAAAGAAAGAAGUGUCUGCAUCAAAGGGCACAAAGAAAAACCCAAAGAUCACAUCCAAAGGAAAAGAGAACAUUACCAAGCAGUCCAGUAAAAUCAUAACUCAAGAAGACAAACACGUUCAAAAGGAACUCUCCCAUUUUAAAUCACCAAAACAUGACAAGAGCAAACUAUCAGAGCUGAGCCCACAAACUCCACAAUCUGUUUGGAAGACACUGACCGGAGCACAACAGAGACUGACUGAAGUGAAGAAAAAAGACAGGAAAAAUAGAAAUUUGCAAGAAGGUAAUACAAAUCAAGAGGAUGUGAAAGACAGCUCUUUAAAUAAAGAUUUGAUAGGCACACCAAAAAGGGAGGAAACUAAAUCAUCAACCUUGAACAAGACAUCUCCUGUUUUUAAGGCCACGAAAGGAAAUGAAAUAACCAGCUUAUCUGUCCAAAGUGGAAGUUCUACAUCCGCAGAAAAUGCUGCAGAGGAAGACACCAAUCAUUCACAAAUCCAGGUUAAAAAAGCAGACGUUAAAUCGACUUCAACAAAAGAUCUGCACAAGGUUAAAUCUGCACCAGGAAAAGGUCAAACUAAAACGCUAAAUGUUAAAUCAUCACACGUGAAAAAAGAAAGCACACCUGUCAUACCGCCUGCUCAAGCUGAAACUACGAAAUCCCUAAGUGUGAUAUCUACACCUGUGAAAGUCAAAGGGAAGACACAACAGGUCAAAUCCACACCAGUCAAAGAUCAAAGUGAACAUACCCCAGUUAAAAGUAGAGGCAAAGGAAAAGGAGCAGACAUUGAGUUAAACACAGUUAAAAAAACGAGAGGUACACCUGCAGAUCAGCAGAAGUUACCUGAUGACAGUAAAAAAGUAAAGGACACAAAGAAAGCAAAGGAAUCUAAACUGAAGGCAAAGACAAAGCCAGUGGGAGAAGAAGGAGAGAUCAAAGUUAAAGGUGAAGCUGAUGCAGACACUAAAGAUAACACAAAAGCCAAGUCGUGGAGUAAUAAGACUGAAUCUCCACAGCAGGAUACACCUAUUGAAGUGCUGUGUAACCCAAUUUCCUCACAAAGCCCUCAGAGAACUGAAGUUUCCGUAAGAGGUGCCAAAUCCCUGCAAGGCUCUGAACCUGCUGAUACGCAUCUGCUUGUUUCUCAGAGAGACAAAGAGGAAACUCAGAGCGUGACUGAGGAAGAACCAAGGUGGGGGGAAAUACUGAGUAACGCAGCCUCUAUUCUUCCCGCUGUUGGGAUGGCAGGUGCAGCUUUGGGGGUUCUUAGUGAGGCAGUGACAAGUGUACAGGGUUUCCAGUCCGAAGGAGACACAACUAUCUCUACACCAUCCAAAACAUCCAGUCGAGCGAAGCAAUUCGCGAAGCAGAGUGCGAUUAUGCAGCCUUCUUUCUCCUCGACAUUGUCACGUCUGUCUUCAACAGAAUCAUCAAAUCCAUUAGAAGAAAACUCAGGGAAAGAUGCUCAAGUCAGUGUCCUAUCAGAGUCUGAGAAUGCAGUUCAAGAAGAAGAAAGUAAUGACACCACUCGUGAUCAGUCAGAACAGGAGGCGGCAAAAAGUGACAUGUCCGAGCAGGUCGAGGAUGAGGACAUUUCACAAACAGAGCACAGCGGCACAGACAUGGAAAUUUCACAGAAAGAACAUGAAGAAGAGGAGGAUGAAGAUGAGAAAAGCUCCAAGGUCUCCAGUCAAGAUGUGGGAGAAGAAACAGAUACUGAAGAUGAGGAGAAGGAGAGUGGAAGCGACGUGGAGGACAAAGAGGAAGAAGAGGAGGGAGCUGACAGUAGCAGUGACAAAGAGGAUGAAGAGGAGAGUGUUUCUGGAGAGGGUGAGGAAGAGCGAGAUAAUGAAUCAGAGGAGGAAGAAGGUGAAGAGAAAACAAGCUCCAGCAGUGAGGAGGAUGAUGAAGGAAGUGAGAAGAGCGAUGCUACAGAAUCUGAAGGGGGAAAAGAAGAGGAAGAAGAAAGCAGUGAGGAGACAGGUGAAGGAGGGAGUGACUCUGAAGCAGCAGAGGAAGAGGAAGAGGGAAGUAAAAGUGAAGAGUCCAGUGAAGAAGAGAGUAAAGAGGAAGAGGAUGAAAGUGAGGCGAGUGAAGAUGAAGAGGAUGAAAGUGGUGAAGAGUCGGGGAGUGCAGCUAGCAGCAAGAGCGAAGAGUCGGAAGCAGAGGAGGAGGACAGAGAGGGAAGUGACUCUGCAGAGUCUGCAAAAAGUGAAGAAGAGGAAGACAAAGAAGAAGAAGAAGAAAAUGAGGUUGACGAAGAGGAAGAGGGUGAAACUGAGGAUCAAAAAGAUGAUCAAGAUUCUACUGAAAGUGAGGAGGAUGAGGAGAAAGACUCAGAUGAAGAUGAAGAAACAAAUGAGAGUGAGGGAGAGGAAGAUGAUGAUGAUAAACAGGAUGAAACAAGUGUUGAGAAUGAGGAAGAGGAGACGUUAGGUGAGGGGGAAAGUGAGAAAGAUACAGAGGCAAAGGAUGAUGAGGAUGAGGGGCAAGCUGAUGAAGACACUGCAGAGGAGGAAGAAAAUGAGGGUGAGGAGGAAGAUGAGGAGGAGGAGGAUGAGACGGUAGAGGAGGAAGAAAAUGAGGGUGAGGAGGAGGAGGAUGAGACAGUAGAGGAGGAAGAAAAUGAGGGUGAGGAGGAGGAAGAUGAGACUGCAGAGGAGGAAGAAAAUGAGGGUGAGGAGGAGGAAGAUGAGACUGCAGAGGAGGAAGAAAAUGAGGGUGAAGAGGAGGAAGGAGAGGAGGAGGAAGAUGAGAUCGCAGGGGAGGAAGAAAAUGAGGGUGAGGAGGAGGAAGAUGAGACUGCAGAGGAGGAAGAAAAUGAGGGUGAGGAGGAGGAAGAUGAGAUCGCAGGGGAGGAAGAAAUAGAGGGUGAGGAGGAGGAAUAUGAGAUCGCGGAGGAGGAAGAAAAUGAGGGUGAAGAGGAGGAAGAUGAGAUCGCGGAGGAGGAAGAAAAUGAGGGUGAGGAGGAGGAGGAAGAUGAGAUCGCAGAGGAGGAAGAAAAUGAGGGUGAGGAGGAGGAGGGAAAAGAGGAGGUUACAGGGGUAGAAGAAGAGGAGGGUGAAGAAGAGGGUGAGGAAGAAGUUGCAGAGGAGGAAGAAGGUGAGUCGGAAGCGAGUGCAGGUGAGGAGAAAAGUAUGGAAGCUAAUGAGAAGACCGUGGUAGAGACUGAAGAGGAGGAAGGGGAUGAGGAAGAAGAGGAGGAGGAUGAAACAAAGAUUACACCGAAAACAGAGACAAGACUCAAAAAUCAGAGAGAAGAGAGAACACUGGAACAAACUCAAGAAAAGAAACGUUUUGAUUCUGAGGAAAAUGAAGAUGAGGGUGAGGAAGAGAGUAAUGAAGCGGGAGAGGAGGCGGGUGAGGAGGAAGAAGAGGAAGCAGAGGACGAUACAAAAGUGGAGGAUGAAGAGGAGGAAGAUGAAGAAGGAGCGGAGGAAGAGGAGGAAGGAGAGGAGGAGGAAGAAAAAGAAGAAGCGGAGGAAGAGGAGGAGGAAGAAGAAGAAGAAGAAGAGGGAGAUGAAGAGGAAGAAGAGGAAGAAGAGGAAAAAGUAAAAUCAACAAAAACAAAGAAAGAGGACGCACAGAAACUGCCUCCUAAAGCUGCUCCCCCAGACACAAAAGAGAGACAGCAGAGAGAAACACCCAAACCAGCACCGAGGACGAAGCAGAGAGCUGCAGGGGAGAAGAAACCAGAUGAGUCCCAGCAGUUCUGGAACAAUGUACUGCCACAGUAUCUGGACCUGCAGUGACGUUACCGCACAUUGUGUAAUUGAAAGGACAAACUGUCUCAUUGUCUCAAGAAAGAGCUGCACACUGAGUCAGACUCAAAGUGUCAGCUAUGUUUCAGUACAUUUUUCUUAUUGUCAACAAAAUGCAUCGGUCUAUCUCUCCAUACAUUAUGACGUCAUUUUUUAACUUAUCAUUAUGAAGUAAAUGUUGACUGCGCUACAUAAUGGGAGAGGGGGUUAAGUGAGUGACUUUAUACCAUUAAAUCCAUUAAAUCAGUAAGUAACAAACCCUGCCUACAACUGGGUGUUUUACUCUGCCUCUAUCAUAGCCCAAAGAUUGGGGAUCCAGAUCAAAUUGGGAUUUUUUUACAGUUGUUUUUUGCCUUGGACAGUGGUCUGACAGCAGUAGUGAUGUUGCAAUCUGGUCUUUGCAGCCAAGCCUCCUUGGGGGGGAGCAGAAAUACUUGGAAACCACUUUGAAAAAAAAAGGCCUCCCUGCUUGGUGCUGUAUUAUUCAAACUACAGACUAUUUUCGGAGAUGUUCAAUUGUGGAUGAAUAGGCAUUUGGGUUCUAUUAAGUAUUUACAGCAGCAGAGAGAUGUAUGUGGGACUGACUUAAACUUGCAAUAACUAGAUUUUCUUUUGGCCAUUUCAGCAGCAGUGGAAAGUUGUGAGCACAACAUUGACAUCAACAUCUUUUAACUGGAUUUGGUGAACUCAGCAAACAGUUGCGUAUUUAUUUACACAUCCUUUAUCACUUUAUAUUUGGCGUCAUGUUUGUGGCCACCUGGCAUGUAAAUCGUGCUCCUUUUAGCUCUGUUUUUGAUCUCCAGCAACUCCUGAGGGAAAUAUGUGGCUCUUUAGCUGCUAAAUGCUUCGCUAUGUUCACCAGUUAUUCACUAACUGUGUCCAUCAGCUCUUGAGGACGACGCUAAGAGACCAGCAAGAGUGAACGAAAACAAUGAGCUGAAACUUGCUAUGAAGCUCCGUAAAGCUAAUUGAUAAUCCUCUGUAGAGUCGUCAUGACGAGUGACCUGUUUCAAAUUAUCUCAUUGUUUUCACACUGUCAUUUUAUACAGAGACUGCAGAGUUCUGGUAGACUCACCUCAUUCUAACUCCAUACCUGCAAUUUAUUUAUUUAUUUUUUCCAAAUUUGAACUUGCAUCCUCAGCCGACAUCAGACUUCACACAACUCCCGCUGGAGACACAAUACAACUUGAUUUUCAUAUAUGUAGCAGUAAUCCCACAGACCUGUAAACAGACUUUGAUGUGUAAAAUCAGCACAGUUCCCCUUCAACAGACAACAACGGAGCUCCGUGGCACAGAGAAAUAGGCCACAUCAGGCAUUGGCUAUGUAGGCAGUACUUGUGUUUGUUGACAGUAAGAAAAAUACAGAAUAUCACAAAACAUCCUAAAAUAUAAAUAUGUACAGUAUAUCA